This is a messenger RNA of Lactuca sativa (garden lettuce), 2128 nucleotides long. RefSeq names its product DNAJ heat shock N-terminal domain-containing protein (gene ATERDJ3A). The record is from RefSeq and is a predicted model, not a curated record. NCBI's taxonomy places the organism in Eukaryota, Viridiplantae, Streptophyta, Magnoliopsida, Asterales, Asteraceae.
GCCUACAAACGCCACGUUUCCCUCCUCUUAAAAGCUCCGAACCCUCUCGAUCCCUCUCCUUAACGAAGCUAUAAGUUGUAACGCAAACACUCUCGAUAACUCGAAUAACAAUUUUUUUUUUGGGUGGGAUUUAGCGAUCUUGAUUCUCUUGUGAACGCAGAACAUUCUUCUAGGGAUUUGGAUUCGAUUGUCUUGAAAAAAAAAAACAAUGAAGAACACCUGGACCAUAUCGAUGAUAUUCUUUACAUGUUCUCUGUUGUUAUACGCCUCCGUAGAGUCAAAAUCUCUUGACCCGUAUAAGGUACUAGGAGUAGAAAAGGAUGCAAGUUCGAGGCAAAUUCAAAAAGCUUUCCACAAGCUCUCUCUUCAAUAUCAUCCCGAUAAGAAUAAAAAUAAAGGCGCUCAGGAAAAGUUUGAAGAAAUAAAUAACGCAUAUGAAAUUUUAUCGGAUGAAGAAAAGAGAAAAAAUUACGAUAUGUACGGGGACUCAAGGGGGAACCCGGGAUUCGAUGGCGGAGCCCAUGGCGGCCAUACCUACUUCCGAAGCGGCGGUGGGCCAGGGCACGGCGGCGGGUUCACAUUCUCACCGGAUGAAUGGCAGACAAUGGGCGGUCAAAGCGGCGGGUCAAAAUCAUAUUCAUUUUCCUUUGGCGGAAGUGGCGGCGAUAGUCCAUUCGGUUUCGAUGUCGGCGACGUUUUUUCCAACUUCUUUGGUGGCGGCAUGGGCGGCGGCAUGGGUGGCAGUGGGAGUCAGUUUGGCGGAUUUGGUGGUGGUGCUAGGAGUUCUCCUAAAAACAUGGUUUCAAUUAAUUCUCAAUUGUAUAAAAAAGAGGUAAUUGAAAAAGGAGUCACAUGGCUUUUGUUAUCUUAUACCCCAUCAAUGAAGGGUACACAACACUUUGAAUCCAUCAUAGAGGAAAUUGGAAACUCACUCAAAGGGGCAUUGGAGGUGGGAAGUGUGAAUUGUGAAGUGGAAUCAUCUUUUUGUAAAGAACUCGGUAUUCGCCCUAAGAAUAAACCACGUGUCUACAUUUAUUCAUAUAAAUCAAUAGAAAUUGGUUCAUUAAUCGAGUACACUGGUGAUGGAACCCUAAAAGAUUUGAAAUCAUUUGUUCAAGAUCAUUUCCCAAAAUUCUCAAAACGUCUCACAUUGACUGAAUUCGAGACCAAGUUUAACACCAUUGAAUCUUUACCAAAACUCAUCCUUCUUUCUACCAAAAAAGACACUCCCGUUAUAUGGCGUGCACUUUCCGGAAUGUUCCGGAAGCGUUUCAUCUUCUAUGAUACACAAGUGAAAGAUGUUUCUGAUCCGUUGGUGGAAAACCUAGGAGUGGAUAAACUUCCGGCUGUGAUUGGUUUGCUAUCGAAUGGAGAGAUGAAGGUUUUGAAAAGUGGGAUUCAUGUAAAAGAUAUGAAAUCAACAAUUAAGGAACUUGGGUUGUUGUUUGAUGGAUUUGAGAAGAAAAACAAGAAGUUAGGAGGUUCAAAUUCAGAUAAUGAAGGGAUCCCUUUGUUGAGAGCUACAAAUUUUGAUCUGAUUUGUGGGGAAAAAACACCGGUUUGUGUUAUUGGUGUUUUUAAAUCGGCUAAAGGAAGGGAAAAGCUUCAUAAGAUACUCUCAUCUGUGUCACAGAAGUCGUUAUUGAGGAGACAAAAUCCAGCUUCGGGUCCAAGGGAUUCGGUUUCUUAUGCUCUUUUGGAUGCUUCAAAUCAGUCGUCGUUUUUAUAUGCUUUUGAUAAAUCAGGGUUUAAAUCAUUGGACAUGUUAUUGGUGGCGUAUAAAUCACGUAAGUCAAAGUUUUCAGCUUUUACAGGGGAUGUGACUUUUGAGGAAGUGGAGAGAUUUGUGGGUUCGGUUCUUAAUGGGGAUGUUCAGUUUAGUAAGACAAGGCAAAAACCUACGCUUAAGUGAACAUUUUUGGGUUUUCUUUUUUAAUGAUAGUUUUUGGAGAAAGAGUGUAUAGGACAUUGGGCAUUUGGCCUUUAUAUUGUAAAUGUGAAAUGUUAUGGUUAUGAUUUGGGGAUACCAAAAAGUCCCUUAUAGGUACAAAAUGAAAUCUAAUGUUCCAAAUCUGAUUAUUUGUUUCACAUGAUUGGAAAAGGAAACUAUAAACAUUUUAGGGUGCUA